Anopheles stephensi (Asian malaria mosquito) is the source of this 1302-nucleotide messenger RNA. RefSeq lists its product as uncharacterized. The record is from RefSeq and is a predicted model, not a curated record. Gene Ontology annotation, biological process: sensory perception of taste. The coding region runs from base 58 to 1281 and encodes 407 amino acids. Gene Ontology annotation, cellular component: dendrite; neuronal cell body; axon. The transcript has 5 exons. Lineage: Eukaryota; Metazoa; Arthropoda; Insecta; Diptera; Culicidae.
GAGAAAUAGCUCAGCUCUUCUUUCGCUGCUUUCGCGCGUUCAGUGCUUCAUUCUGCGAUGCGCCAAUUCUUUAAGGCGAACAGCUUCAUCGGAACGCUACGCUUCAUGUACUACAUUGCCAAAGUUUGCGGACUUAUUUCGUUUACUGCAUCGUUCGACGUGGUCGGCAUUCGGCGCAGCUUCAAGGACGUGCUUGUGUUUGUUGGGUUCAUGUUCUUCAACAGCUAUCUGGUGUUUAUGUCGGGUAUUCCACCUCAAAGGGACAGCCCUGCGUACUUUAAUUCUUCGCUCAUCAAAUUCAUCCUCAGCUUGUUCCUAACGCUCCAGUUAGUUGCGUUGCUCGGCAUCCCGAUCGCUAACUAUGUCCAGGCAUACCAGUACCAUCGCUUGACAGAGCUAAUCAUGGAGGUCGACAGCGGGUUGGAGCGACUUGGCUACGUACACGAUUACAGUGCAGAGUAUUUCUUCAGCACGAUCUAUCUCACCAUUUCGCUUGCCCUGCAGUUGAGCUGUCUUACGGGCACAGCCUUCACAAAUCCCUUCCUGGUGGAUUUUAAUACCGGCCACAACCUUUUCGCCCUUAUUAGUUUUGUCAUGUGCAACUUAGUGUACAUCAUGACCAGCUGCUUUUGCUGUGUUUCUCUGUGGGCGAUAAUGUACCGAUAUCACAAAAUUAAUGCCACGUUUUGCUUAUAUUUUCAUACCAAACUGCAGUCUAGGACCCAGCUGCUGCCCUUGUCCGAAAAGGAUACAAUCAAAUCUCUCGCGAUGCUAUACAUGAGACUCGGAAAUGCUGUGCAAAUCUACAACCGGUGCUUCUUCAUUCACAUAUUCUACAUCAUUGCAAGUGCUUUCGGCCUUAAUUUAGUGUCUGUUUUCACCAUCGUGCACGCGUACUUGGUCGGCAGCAACUAUGACCACAUCGAUCCGAUCAUGAUUUCUCAACUAUUUCUAAGCGUUUUCUUCAUCCUGAUUAUUCUGCAAGUAAUGUUUGCUGGGAACUUGAUGCAUCAGAAGGCCAAGCAGACAGCAAUAUUACUGCAUAAAGCAGUCAUCUACAAUGAUUGUAGCGCAGUAGUUAGAGAGCAACUCCGAUCGUUUUCCAUUCAACUAUCGCACGAAAUACCAAAAGCCUCGUGCUAUUUCUAUGACAUUGACUGGCGUUUUCUGCUUACGAUGAUAUCCUCGUUUGCUACCUACCUCAACAUACUUGUGCAGUUCGACAUCAUGCAGCUGCGAACCGCCAGUUUGAAGAAUAAUAGCACCCUGAUUGUCGUUUAAGAUUCUCAUUAUCAAACGCAU